Molecule: messenger RNA, 2188 nt
Organism: Boleophthalmus pectinirostris (great blue-spotted mudskipper)
Lineage: Eukaryota; Metazoa; Chordata; Actinopteri; Gobiiformes; Gobiidae
Gene: slc2a11b
Product: solute carrier family 2 member 11b
Exons: 12
Coding region: 347-1876 (509 amino acids)
Biological process (GO): monosaccharide transmembrane transport
Cellular component (GO): membrane
Molecular function (GO): hexose transmembrane transporter activity
Source: RefSeq, a predicted model, not a curated record
GAGGAUAUUGGGUGAGCGGUGGGCUGUGAGCAGAGCAAAUUAAUAUUUUGCUAAAUAUUUGUGUCAGAAUGUCAUGUUGAUAGACUUGUUGGAACGACUUUUCAUUUAAAAAACAGAGCUCUUGAUUUCCUUCUUAAACGGAGAGCUGCGUCUAAUUGGUUUGGUCACAGUUCAAACACCGUGGAAGCACGUAGGAGUCCCCUUACGCGCUGUUACGGUAUGACAAGGCGGUAUUCACCAGAGGAUAAAAUCGUUGCGCAUUCACAAAUUAGUGUCUAUUGGAAAGUCUUCUUUUCACUCAAAGAACUCAGUGCGCCUUGUUGUUUGCGCGAAACAGACAAACAAAAUGCGAAAGGAAAGGGCGGAUGAAUAUCUGCCUUUGCUGGUUAAAGAUGUUGCUUCGCGUAGAAGGUUUCCCAACAGAUCAUUGCUGCUGGCUGCUGGUGCUGCUUGUAUUGGUGGGACCUUUCAGUAUGGAUACAACAUUUCUGUCAUCAAUGCUCCAACUUUGUAUGUGCACAGGUUUAUAAAUCAAACUUGGAUAGAACGGUACAACAGGAGCAUUUCAGAAGACUUCCUCACACUGCUGUGGUCUGCCAUUGUGUCCAUCUUCACCCUUGGUGGACUUGUGGGAGCAUCUCUUGGUGGGACUCUGUCUGUAAAGCUGGGCAGGAAAGGGGCACUACUGACCAACAAUGCAUUCUCACUGACAGCUGCUUUAUUGAUGGGUAUUAGUCAGUCGACAGGUUUAUUUGAAUUACUUAUCAUUGGACGAUUUUUUAGUGGUAUAAAUGCAGGCAUUGCCAUCUGUGUUCAACCUCUGUAUUUGGGAGAAAUAGCUCCUACUGCACUUCGUGGAGCGAUGGGAAUGGGAACCUCAAUUUUUAUAACUGGAGGGAUUCUCACUGGACAAGUCAUGGGUCUAAGGGAGGUUCUGGGCAGAGAGGAGCACUGGCCUAUCCUGCUCUCCACCACUUGUAUACCAGCCAUAGUUCAACUAAUCAUCCUGCCCUUCUUCCCUGAAAGCCCCCGCUACCUUCUUAUUGACAAAGGAGACACUGAGGGGUGUAAGAAUGCUCUGAAGCAGCUCCAUGGGGCUGAAGUCUAUGAGACUGAGAGGGAGGACAUAGAGAAGGAGAAGCUCAAUUCAGUGGGAGUUCGACCAAAGAAACCCUGGGAACUGUUCUCUGACCGCAGUGUGCGCUGGCAGCUGCUCACCAUCAUUCUGCUCAAUGCUGCUCAGCAGCUUAACGGCAUCAAUGCUAUAUACUUUUAUGCAGACUAUGUAUUCAGACAGUCCGGUAUCCCUGAAGAUAAAAUACGAUAUGUGACAGUUGGGACCGGGGCUUGUGAAUGUCUCACUGCUCUGACUUGCGGAAUGCUUAUCGAAUGCCUGGGUAGAAAAGUGCUCAUCAUGGGAGGAUACAGCCUGAUGAGCAUCUGCUGCAUUUUGUUCACACUCACGCUCACUUUUCAGGAUGCUAGUCCUGUGGUCCCAUACUUGAGUAUGGCUUGUGUGUUUGCAUUUAUUCUCAGUUUUGGUCUUGGUCCGGGUGGUGUGACGAACAUCCUGACAGCUGAAUUAUUCACACAAGCCUCACGUCCGGCAGCUUACAUGGUCGCGGGGACUAUGAACUGGUGCAGCUUCUUUUUUAUUGGCAUGUUUUUCCCCUUCAUUGUGCUCGGACUGCAGCAGUAUUGCUUUCUUGUCUUUCUCGUGGUCUGUACUACAGUGACCACGUACAUUUUCCUUAUACUUCCCGAAACCAAGAACAAAACAUUUCUUGAAAUCCAAAACGAGUUUGAAUCAUCAAAGAAUAAAAAGUCCAACUGUAUUGAUGGAGCAGGGACAACACUUUUAACAACAUCUAUUUAACAGACAUGGGAUAUUGUUUUGUUUGAGAAAUUUCUUGUCAGAAUCUACAGAACAAACUUUGUAAUGUGACUGUAAACAGCUGCAUAACUUCAUACCUACACUGUAAUGCUACUGGUGCUUCAUUUCUAAAGACAGAAUUUUCUAUUCGAGAAGAAAGAGAUAUUGACUCUGUACUUUUACAUUUUAAUACAUGUAUAUAUUACUGUAUACAUUCAUUAUUAUUUGGUUUGUUUAUUAAAAUUACUUGUGUUUACUUGACAAGAAAAUCUAAAAAAGACAAAUGCCAGUGAAUGUUUUGAUACUGAUACUUAA